This is a messenger RNA of Chaetomium fimeti, 1313 nucleotides long. RefSeq lists its product as uncharacterized. The transcript has a single exon. The coding region runs from base 349 to 1149 and encodes 266 amino acids. Lineage: Eukaryota; Fungi; Ascomycota; Sordariomycetes; Sordariales; Chaetomiaceae. The record is from RefSeq and is a predicted model, not a curated record.
GGAACAACAGCACCGGGACGAGAAGAGCAAAAUGAUAGAAUAGAACAUGGGACACUUGCGGCAGUGGGAAGAACCGAAACUCGUCUAGCAGAAGUGGCCGGUCUGGCCAAAACCCACCGCAGCGACGCAGCCGAGCGUGCCGAAAACCGUCGAGACGGGGAAGGGAAGCUCAACAAAAUCGGCUUCGCAAAGCUGAAUAAUAUCGCCGGUGCUGGCUUCGGCAUCUUGAGAGCGUUCAGAGGCAGUGGUUGCAUCAUGAUGUUGAAUGUGGUUUCGAUACUUCGUAAGCUCCUCGUUCUCUCUCUGCCUUGGAGGGGACCCUGCUUAGGUACUGGAGGUAGGUAAUUGAUGCGGGGUAACUUGGAGAGAGUCCCCGCCCGGUUAGGUAACUGCCACAGCGAGCGGGCACGGCUGCACAUCUUUCGCGGCUUGCUCCCGAUCCACCAAAGUGUCGCAUCCAACUCGGUGCCAACAAUAACUCUCUUGUUUGUCUGUGAUGUAUUUGGAGAGAUUGUCAAUUCGUACACACAGUCAAAUGUGUGUCAUGGUUGGCACUGGCGAGCUCCAGUCUCCAACCGACAAGCGCGAGACACCCACAUGCAGGAAGUGAGAUGCGAGAACCGUUGUCCUGCGCAGCCCGUCGUCCGAUUAUGCAGUCGGGACUUCGCUAGCUCCUCAAUAGACCGGAGCAUGGCGUCAAAAAUGGGGGGGCGAUGCUUCAGUCGUGCAGCAGCGCCUUCCAUUAGCCCAGUCAACAUCGCUUGCCGACGAUCGUCGCCGUUGAACGAGACCCGUCGACCCCCCCUGUUAGGUGCUGCACGCGGUGGAGGGAGCAGGAGCCGCAAAAGGCCAGCGCCAAACCGGGCUUGGCACAUUUGGCCAGUGGAAGCAGCGGACGAGACGUCGGGGAAACGGGGAAGAGCUUCCCCGUUCCUCGACGACCCCACCACAAAUCUCGUCCAUGGAUGCGCCGGGAAAGGCCAGACCAUGCCGAGUGCCAGUCGGUGCGGUUUCAUCGCCUUCUUAACGACAAGACAAGGCACGCGUACUCAACUCCUCUUUCAAGGCACUCGCGAGUUACAAGCUUGGUACGCUUCCGCGCUUCGUUGCGGGGCGACGUUAAUCGAAUUGGUUUGCCGACAUACAUAGGAAGGUACCUCACUACUCGCUCGUUGCCCUCGCCUCCCUGCGGAGAGAUUGACGAAAUUCAUUGCGCCACGCCGUCCCGGAUUGGAGAAGCGCGGAUUUGUGCCGCCAAGGACAACCAAGGACCUCGGGCGCAAACACCCCCCACACCCACCCAAACACUUUCA